Messenger RNA from Sorex fumeus (smoky shrew), 4970 nucleotides. RefSeq names its product ubiquitin specific peptidase 53 (gene USP53). The record is from RefSeq and is a predicted model, not a curated record. Gene Ontology annotation, biological process: sensory perception of sound; response to auditory stimulus; protein deubiquitination. NCBI's taxonomy places the organism in Eukaryota, Metazoa, Chordata, Mammalia, Eulipotyphla, Soricidae. The coding region runs from base 616 to 3963 and encodes 1115 amino acids. Gene Ontology annotation, molecular function: cysteine-type deubiquitinase activity. Gene Ontology annotation, cellular component: cell-cell junction. The transcript has 16 exons.
CACAUGAUGAAAUAAGAAAUGGUUGCAACCUGUUUUACCACAGAUAAAAUCUUCAAAGGGGAAGGAGAGAUAAUGUAGGGGAUUUGCCUGAGGUCACCCUCGUAUAUAUAAUACGGACCCGCCUUCGCUAACUUCACCUGGGAAAGAGAGUUAUUUUUUUAUGUUAAUAAAUCCUAAGGAAAACAAAUUACCCAAGGAAUCAUGACAGAUGCCCAUUGCUGCUUUUUUGUAUUAUCUGUUUUUUCAAUCAUUAAGACAAAACUGCCUGUGCUCUAAAGAAAAUUUUUCAAAAUUAUUUUUGACAAUUUAAAGAAAAUAUCUUUCAGAUCUGAAAUGAUAAAUUCUUAUACAUUGACCACAUAGAAAUCCAUCAGGCCUUGUUCAUAGUGGAUUACUUUUGUGGCUCUCAGAACUUCAGUGUCUGUGUUCGCUAUUGUUACUUGGCAGAGUCCUCUAGUUCACAGCAUCAGAGAAGAGAUGAACUUAGAAACUUGCAUAGUUAUAAUAGACUGCCGUGAAUACAAGUGGACAGUUCAAGCAGUCGUCCAUUUUAUCAACAGAAAUAUCACCUAAGUAUAUAAUUCAUAGUUUUAAUGACAAUAAAGUUGCUUGAAAAUGGCAUGGGUCAGAUUCUUACGGAAACCUACCGGCAAUCUUGGAAAAGUUUACCAACCUGGGAGUAUGCUGUCUCUGGCCCCUACCAAAGGCUUGUUGAACGAACCAGGACAAAACAACUGCUUCCUUAAUAGUGCUGUACAGGUUUUAUGGCAACUGGAUAUAUUCCGGCGAAGCCUACGGAAUCUGACUGGCCACGUUUGUCAAGGAGACGCCUGUAUCUUUUGUGCACUAAAGACAAUAUUUGCACAGUUUCAACACAGUCGGGAAAAAGCUCUUCCCUCAGACAACAUAAGACAUGCACUUGCGGAAAGCUUCAAAGACGAGCAGCGAUUUCAACUGGGUCAUAUGGAUGAUGCCGCAGAGUGCUUUGAAACUAUAUUAGAGAGGAUUCAUUUUCAUAUAGUGCCAAGCAGAGAUGUCGACAUGUGUACCUCUAAAUCUUGCAUCACUCACCAGAAGUUUGCUAUGACUUUGUAUGAACAGUGUAUAUGCCAUAGCUGUGGAGCAUCAUCAGACCCUCUGCCUUUUACUGAGUUUGUGCGGUAUAUUUCUACGACUGCCCUGUGUAAUGAAGUUGAAAGAAUGAUGGAAAGACAUGAGCGCUUUAAACCUGAAACGUUUGCUGUGGUGCUGCAAGCAGCAAACACAACUGAUGACUAUAGGAAAUGCCCUAGUAACUGUGGCCAAAAAAUCAAAAUUCGUCGUGUUUUAAUGAACUGCCCGGAGAUUGUGACGAUUGGAUUAGUCUGGGAUUCUGAACAUUCCGACUUGACUGAAGAUGUUGUUCGGAAUCUGGGAACACAUCUUUCUCUUCCUGGGCUUUUUUAUAGGGUUACUGAUGAAAAUGCCAAAAAUAGUGACCUUCAUCUUGUUGGCGUGAUCUGCUACACUAGCCGACACUACUGUGCCUUUGCUUUUCAUACCAAGAGUUCCAAAUGGGUAUUUUUUGAUGAUGCAAAUGUAAAAGAGGUUGGAACCAGAUGGAAGGAUGUGGUUUCCAAGUGUGUCCGAUGCCACUUCCAGCCGCUGCUGCUAUUCUAUGCGAACCCAGAUGGCACAGCUGUUUCCACUGAAGAUGCUCUCAGGCAGGUCAUCCACUGGUCCCAUUAUAAGUCUGUUGCAGAACAUAUGGGAUUUGAAAGGCCCUCGGUUUCUAAGUCAGAUAACUCAAAAGAAAAUGGAUUUGGAGAUCAGACAAAACAGAGAGAAAAUUCAAGAUUUCAAGGCGAUAAUAGUUCCUCAUUUAAUCAGAGCCACAGUCAGACCGGAGGCAGCCGAGCAGCAGUUAAGUCAAGUCACAAUGAUCAGAGGGAGAAAUUCAAAGACAUUUCCAGAGAAUGUGCUCUAAAAGCCAUCGAGCAGAAAAACUUACUUUCCACCCAAAGGAAGGAGUUGGAGAGGGUACAAAGAAAAGAUCUGGGUCGACAUAAAGAUUUGGUUGCUGAAGACCUUCCUCAUUCCAAGUCUGGCCCACCCGCCCCAGAUGGCUUCCGACAGCAUGGAAAUCCACAUUUCUAUCAUAGCCAGGGAAAGGGACCUUGUAAACAUGAUCGCACUGCCCAGCAGAGUCGAGCUUCGGCACAAACAAUGAGUUCCAGCAAGUCCCAGGUUCUCCCUCAGGGAGAGAAAGUAACCGGCAAAGCUAAGAAUGACGCUAGUACUGGGUAUGACACUGACAGCAGCCAAGAUUCUCGUGACAGAGGAAGCGGAUCUGUUAGCAGCAGUAAAAGCCGGAACCGAAGUUGGAAGCCUAUGAGGGAAACAUUAAAUGUUGAUAGUAUUUUCAAUGAAAGUGAAAAAAAGCAACAUAGCCCCAGACAUAAAUCAAAUAAUGUUAGCAAGCUUAAAUAUAGUAAAGAUCAGAGUUCUAACAAUUGGCCCAAAGAGAAUGCAAAGCAAAAGGGUUUGAUGACCAUAUAUGAAGAUGAAACGAAGCAGGAAACAGGAAGCAGGAGUUCCCUUGAAUCUGGUGGGAAAGGAGUGGAAAAAAAUAAGGGCCUCAAGGAGACUAAAGUUCAUGGUGAGAACUGGCAGAUGCAGAGGACAGAGUCUGGAUACGAAAGCAGUGAUCAUAUCAGUAAUGGAUCUAUCAGCCUGGACUCACCUGUUAUUGACGGACAUGGUACAGUUCUGGAUACCAAUGGUGCUAAAGAAACAGUACCCCUGAGUGACCAGAUUAAGACAAGCAACCUAAAUAUAGAACGCUCUAACUGUACCUCUCAACAAAGCAAAAGUCACAUGGAAGGCUUUAAAAAAGAAAUCAAGAACUUGGAAGUAGGCCGUUUAUCCCAUGAUUCCCACUCAGAAUCACAUCUACAAAUAAAAACUUCUUUGAUGAGAAGGUCACAUCCACGUGAAACCAGUGGCAAGUUACUCUCUUCAUCCAGUCCACAGACACUCAAAGACCACCCGGCAAAAGAACAUCUCCAUCAUUCAGAGGAACAGAAACUUGAGAAGUCAAGUGAACCCAAGUUUUCUGAGCGGCUUCAUGUGGAAAAUUCUGAGAGAACAGGUUUACUUUCUCCCACUGAGGAGAAUUCUGCUUCUGGAAAGAGAGUGAACAGUAAUGAAACAGUUGCCACAUCUCCUUUGUGGUCUUUACAUGUGAGAACUGUUGGGGCGAACCCAGAAACUGGCUCUCUGAACCAGCAGCCAACUAAGAUGGAACAGUGUUACUUGGAAAACUCUUUAUCCAGGGAACAUAUCGUUGAGUCAACCUGCAGAUCUGAGGGUUGUCAGAUGCCAAAACUUGUUUGCCAGAAUCUACCACCUCCUUUACCACCAAAGAAAUAUGCUAUGAACACCAUGUCACAGUCAGAGAAAAAUGAUCCCACACCUGACAGCAAGCUUACAGACCAGAAUAAAGCGAAAUCCUCCAGUCUUCCGAAGCAUGUUGCUCUCAGCCCAGCAUCAGAGCCAGGGCUCGAGGCGAGUGCCUACGUGAAUGAUGAACGAAUUAAGGAAACGUUUCAAGGCAGAGAGCAGGUUGGCAGCACCCCAGGCUGCGCCUCUGGCUCGGCAGCUAAUGAUUUUCAAGCAGACUUGGGUUUCAAGCAGACAGUGGUUGAUGCUUUUUGCCAACCAGAAAUAGACUCUGUUCCUCCCGGCCCAAGUGAGACCAUUUCAUUAACCACCUAUUUCUCAGUUGACAGCUGCAUGACUGAUACAUACAGACUGAAGUACCAUCAGAGGCCCAAGCUCUGCUUCCCAGAGAACAGUGGAUUUGGUCAUGAUAAUUCACUUUCUCAGAGUGAAAGAGGAGUAGGGCCCACGUUACAUAGUAGCCUUGAUCCAAAUUGCCCUUCUGAGCAAAGAUAUAAGCCUAACAUUCAUUGUGAUCGGUAAAUGGUGAACUAGCAAGCUUCUCAGAGAAUGUGACAGCUUUAGAGGAACCGACUGACCAAACAUAGUGACAUAGUGAAAUUAAAACUACAUUUUUUAAGUCAAUAAUCACUUUAACUUUAUAUAUGUGUAUAUAGAUAUAUUUUAUUUCAGAUUUUGUGAUGAUAAACGUAUUCAAUAUUUUAGAAACUUUCUCUUUUCAUUCCAUGAAGAAUAGAAAGUCAGGGGGGUAUGCAAAAUAUUUUUACUGUCUGCUGCAGGUGAAUAAAGAUGUAAUUUGUUCCUUUAUUUUGUGUCUCGGAGGCCCAUGAGUAUUAAAGUAACCAAACUCACAUAUGUAGGUUAGUAAACCAUGUUCACUGAGACAUACCAGGUAAUAAAUACAUGGCUUGUGUAGUCAAAACAGUAUUUGCUUUAUGAAGCACUUUCCAAUGGGUAACCAAGAGAGGGCUUCACCCAUUUGUUUUUGACUUCUGUGAUAGUCUAUUACAAAUGAUCCAUAUAAGUGUCUUAAAAAUGUUUUAUGUUGACCCAUGAAGCAGAUAACAUUUGGAGAAAAAAAGAAAGCCUUAAUGAUACAGCAAUUCUAAAAUUAUCAAGGCCAGGACAGGAGAAACUAGUUUUGCUUCAUUUUCAAACCUUUAUGGAAUGCCUAAUUUACAUGACUGUGUUCAUAAACAUUACUUUAUCCACAUAAGCUAAAAACAAUGAAAAGACUUAACUUUAGUCAUUUAUCUUGUUACUUUUUUUUUCCUAAUUUUAUUUGGUUUGUUUUGGGCUGCUAAUAACCAGUGUUAGGAAUUCACCCAGAGCCCUCCCCUUGGGAAUGUCACUGUGAUUGUCUCAGUUUUUUCAUUUUAAAUCUUACCUAAUUACAGGCUAUCAGUUCACUUGACUGGUUUUUGUAGUCUUGAAUUUGAAAACCCAUCUUGUUUUCUAGAGUAAGCUUCUGCUUUUAGUGUGGAGGGUUUAAUUUUAAUGAAAUGUAUCAUUUAAGCAUCUUUUUCCUA